This is a messenger RNA of Kockovaella imperatae, 2957 nucleotides long. RefSeq lists its product as hypothetical. NCBI's taxonomy places the organism in Eukaryota, Fungi, Basidiomycota, Tremellomycetes, Tremellales, Cuniculitremaceae. The record is from RefSeq and is a predicted model, not a curated record. The transcript has 7 exons. Bases 117 to 2867 code for a protein of 916 amino acids.
UUGGUGACUGUAGAUGACGCCUUGUAAGUGUCUCCAGUCCUCCUGCAAGGCACGGAUUAACCAUAGCGCACACAAGAGAUGUUCACCGAAACAUCUCCUCCGAGCUCAGUUUGGCUAUGAAGAACUGGUCGAACGAAUCAAAACGAGCACUAUUGACCGCAAUGAUAGCCUCGAAGGGGAAAGAUGGGCCGGAACUCUGGCAGAGUUUUGUCAAGCAGAAACAACAGUCCGUUGACCUGGAAGCACGGCCAAUGACGCCACCUAUCCUAGCUUCGACGACUAGAUCGGCGUUCAGUAUGACCUCGUUUGAGGCCAUCACGACAGGUUUUCCGACCAUCUCGACGUUGCCAAAAGAGGGACUGAUUCCGCUAGCCCUCUCCGACGACGCUGGUCGUUCAGAUUUCGGUCUAAGCAUGACCAGUAUCCACAUCGACGCAUCGAUUCCGCCCGCCGUGACAACGCCCAUUGAGGGAGUGCACAGUCAAUACGUCCUUGAGCCCGGUGAUCAUGUUCGCUUGAACGUCAAUACGAAUCCCUGGCGCACGACUCGUAUGGUCGAGACCGAGAAAGCUCUGAAUACAGAAAUGCACAUAAUGGCCUUGAGUCAGAUUGAAGCCUCAGAAGCGGACAUACGCGCAGGUGAAUUGGUCAAACGAGAACUUGGAACAAGCGGGAUACGGGGUCGUUCUUCCCCCAGCGCAUGGAGGCAAGAUCUUGAGAACGGAGAUUCAUCGACCGUCGUCACAUCGAAGUUACGCGCAGCUGGCCCGCCAAGGAUGCAGCUUACCCGGGGAAACAUUGCCUCGAAUCGACCACAGGAGCGCGUCGCACUAAACCAAGACUCUUCGCGAAGCAUCGCAGCCAGCUGCCGGUCGCCUAUAGCUCCGUCCAAGCCUCGUGACACAGCCGCGACACAAAACCGUCAAGGGCCCUCUUGGACCACGCAGGUAGCUCCGUCGCAGCCUGUCGAGCCAAUAGAGGAACAGCCCGCUAAACGUCGCAGAAUCCUGCAUGUCAAGGAGACCUCACAAGCAAUAAAUACUGGGACGAGUAAUCUCGCAGCCUCGACCGAGCAGCCACCCCCCGUAGGUACCACGGCCGGAAAAUCAAUCUCUGCACAGAGUCACCGCCUGAGCGACCAAACGGGUCUCGGAAGCCUGAGUCCGCAUUCGACCCAACAUCCCGGAAGAUCUCUGCCAAACACAGUCAGAGACCUAUUCGACGCCGAACCCAGUCUGAAGACGACGCAUGCGAUUGGUCCUCCUAAGUUACGCUUGCCUCGUAUCGAUCUUUCGACGCUGAUGACAUCUGCUCAAUGCACGCCUAUCGAAGGAGAGACGACGAUCAACGAGAUCAAAGGCAUUCUCGUCGCUGGGGACUGGAUUUCAGAGCUGCUAAAUCCUGCGCUUGCUGACUUCAACAAACCCGACUCACCGGUUGUGACUCCGGUCGGCUGUCAGCGAGACCCGAUUGAGGUAGAAGGUGAUCCGAAGGUUGUCGUCAACUGCAACAUGGACGAUGUGAUCGCAAUCGAUGAUGGCUUUGAAUCCGAAACUGAACACAUGGAUCUUAUUGAAGAAGCUAUAUCUGGAUCACCUAUCAAAACCUCGGAAAUGAAGGUCCCGACAUACAUGCCAGUAGCCAGCGCAAGCGGAUCGAAGAUUAUGGCGGAAUGGAACAUCCCACUUGCAGUAUCCUCAAAUACCGAGAUCGUCAAGAAGGCCAGAAGUAGUCGAGUCGUGCUUCAAGAUGGUGGCUCAUUGGAGGAUAUUGUCAAAUCUCGAUUGUCAGCGAUGGCCCAACAAGACACAGAAGACGAUGAUGCUGUGAUCGAGGACAAGAUCAAGAACAUGCUCAAGAGUGGAGGAAGCGACAUCAAAGAGCGAAAGCUGGACCCAAUUGGCCUCGGAAGAACAAAGUCGCGACCAGCGCCUUCUGUCCUCGCACCGAUGCCUGCUGUGAAGCGAGUUCCUGUCAAAAAGAGCAAUUGGCGUGAGAACAAGCAUCUUCGAAACCCUGCUUGGUAUGACAAGAUGGUCAAAACGAGACAGGCUACUAGUCAGCCCACGGUGACAGCACUGGCAUCUCUUGAUCUGCUUCAAGAUCGACCCCUGACGUCUCAGCUCGAGAAAGCCGGGUUCCGACUGAUGGACUCUGAUCUGCCGUAUCAUGGUGCAGAUCUCAUUUUGUCAGCCAAGACGUCUGUGAUCUUUCGGCCUAUUCAAGUCAUCUCUGACAAGUUUGAGAUGCUCGUGAAGGCUAUUGAUUCCGCCUGUGAUUAUUUCGACCGAGUCUUGCUGGUUUUUGACGUGCUUCGAAACAGGAGAUUCAGUCCUGGUGUUGACGGCGAAGGGGCGGAUCCUCUCACACCAGCUUUGAUCGAAAAGCUGCCCAAUGUUCGCGAAACUCUCCAAUCAAGAACCAUGAAGCCAAGCGAUCACAAGUCCAAGGGCAGAGUGGAAGUGAUCGUGGCAACGAAUGGCUCUGCAGAAGUAGCGAAUGCCCUGCUUACCCUCUUGAACGCCGAGGUAGCUGAAUUGGGCAGGAGGAUUGGAAGUGCAGAUGCAAUGGAGCUCGGGGAAAACAGAGACUGGCUCGACUCAAAUGAGGAAGAGCAGAUACAAUGGCUUGCGCAAAGGCUUCACUUCAACUCUUUCAGUGCUGCCUAUGUGAUUCACAAGUGUGGCAGUGUGCAGGCCUUUCUGCUUGAAUACACGGAAGAAGAGCGGAUGGCGCUUUAUGGUGCUGUCAUAGGAGAAGACAGAAUGUCAUGGAUAAACAGGUCUUUGAGGACGCAGAACUCUGCCCCAGUCGCAGGGCAUAUGUCUUCCGAUCCCUUGAACUUGCGGCCCCCAUCCUCUUUGUAGGAAGACGAUGAUUCUGCUUGAACAUGUAGAUGCGCUUCACUUUGUAUAAAUCUGUUCGAUGAGAGACACAGCAUGCAGCAUGAGGGGUAU